This is a messenger RNA of Castor canadensis (American beaver), 3040 nucleotides long. NCBI's taxonomy places the organism in Eukaryota, Metazoa, Chordata, Mammalia, Rodentia, Castoridae. The record is from RefSeq and is a predicted model, not a curated record.
AAUAAGAAAUGAUUUAUUUAUAUAACCUUAGGUAUAUAGUAAGUAAAGGUUAAAGCCAUUUAAUGUUUUAAGAAACACUGCUAAAACCAUUAGAGGGUUACAUAAAUCCUUAUUGUUGGAGAUGUGUGUUUAGUUGUGAUCUUAACUCUCAGACAUCACAGGGUAGUAGUUAAGAGUAAAUAAACAACUAGGCAAAUCCAGAAUGUAGAUUAUUCUACAGAAGAAUUGUACCAAACUUAACCCUUGCUGCUGUCCCUGCCCCUCACCAAGAGAUGGGGAACUGUUUUGUAUUAAAGGAGACUAAAAAGAUGGGAUAAUUCAAUAUGAUUCAUGAACCUAAGUUAAAUCCUAAUUUGGGAAGGAAAACAGAUGUAAAAGGCCCAUAUGGGUGAUACUGUGGUUAACUUUCUUUGGUAUGGUUAUAGUUUUUGUGCACUUAUAGAAAAUAGGGUUUUUUUUCUUUCUUUUUUGACAAGAUCUCACUAUAUAGACUGGCCAGCCUGGCCCAAGCUGGCCUCAAAUUUGUAGUCCUCUUGCCUCUGCCUCCCAAGUGCUUGGGAUUACAUAUGUGUGCCACCAGCCUUCCAGAAGUUGGCCUUAUUAUAAUAUGCAUGCUGAAGUAUUUAUGAUGAAUACUUCAGAUGAAGUAUGUCUUCAUCUUAAAUGAUUCAGCUGUGUUAUGUGUACGUGCACGUGUGUGUAUAAACCAAAUGUGGCAAAAUGUUCAAACCCUGAAUUUGAAUCCUGGCAUUGCCAAUUUCAAGUAGGACCUUGGUCACUUUACUUACAAUUUCUGACCCAUUAUUGUUUCAUCUGUAGUAAUGUCUAACUUGUAAGACUGUUGUGAGUAUUGAAUAAGAUCAUAGGAUGAUACAGGUAGUCUCAGACGGAAUAGUAGUCUCAGUGUGAACAUCAACAAAUAUGACUGCUGCUGCUGUUAUUACUAUUCUGUAUUCAUCUUGUUGUCUGAUGCUUGGAAGACUCAAGAAUGAAAAACACAAAACAGAAGACCAGGCAAGGAGAGCUCUCCAAGCUACUAAGGAAGAUGAGCAGAAAUAAGAAUAAUAACAUUAUUAUUAUUAUUAAAUGAGAUCACAUAUGUGCUUAACCUUGCACACUGUCUAACUUGUAGUAGAUGUUCAUAAAUGUUAGUUUUUGUUAUUCCUCUUUCCUUCCUCAUUUUACAAAUAUGAAGAUUUUUUUUUGUCAUUUUUUAAAAUAUAACAUUUAUUGCUUAGAUGGUUUGAUACAGAACAGCUUUCUUUUCAUUCUGAAUUUGGAAGUUCUAUACAACUGAAUACAAAGAGGAACAAAAAGUACCAAAACCGAACUUGUGUUUCUCUGUUCAUGUGGCAUAAACCAGUUUUGUACAUAACAUGUAGCACCAGUUUUUAAGUUCCCUUUAGAAAAAUAUGAAUUCUGCACAUUUAUUGUUGUUUUCUGUUUAAUGCAUGGGCUGAAAUCACUGGGAUCAACUUCCUUCUUGAAGAGAGGAGAGGAAAGAGACGAAGGUAGAGUCUCAUGCUUUGCCUGGGGCCAGCAUUGGAUGGUGAUUCUCCUACCCAUACCUCCCAGUAGCUGUUAUUACAGUGGUACACCACUACGCCUAGCCUGUUGGUUCAUAUGGAUCUCAAUAACUUUUUGCUGGGAUUGGCCUCAAAUCACAGUCCUUCUGAUCUCCACCUCUCAAGUGGCUGAGAUUAGAGGUGUGCACUACCAGGCUGUAGAGAAAGAAAUGGCAGGUCCUAAUCAACUCUGCAUUCGCCGCUGGACUACCAAGCACGUAGCUGUGUGGCUGAAGGAUGAAGGCUUUUUUGAAUAUGUGGACAUUUUAUGCAAUAAGCACCGCCUUGAUGGAAUCACAUUGCUAACAUUGACUGAAUAUGAUCUAAGAUCUCCUCCUCUGGAAAUCAAAGUCCUAGGGGACAUUAAAAGGCUAAUGCUAUCAGUUAGAAAAUUGCAGAAAAUACAUACUGAUGUUUUAGAAGAAAUGGGCUACAGCAGUGACAGUCCUAUGGGUCCUAUGACCCCACUCAUCAGUGCUCUUCAGAGUGCAGACUGGCUCUGUAAUGGAGAGCCUUCACAUGACUGUGACGGACCCAUCACUGACUUGAAUUCUGAUCAGUACCAGUACAUGAAUGGCAAAAACAAACAUUCUGUCCGAAGAUUGGACCCAGAGUACUGGAAGACUAUACUGAGUUGUAUAUAUGUUUUCAUAGUGUUUGGAUUUACAUCUUUCAUUAUGGUGAUAGUCCAUGAGCGAGUGCCUGACAUGCAGACCUAUCCACCACUCCCAGAUAUAUUCUUAGACAGCGUUCCUAGAAUCCCAUGGGCCUUUGCCAUGACUGAAGUAUGUGGCAUGAUUCUGUGCUAUAUUUGGAUCCUGGUUCUUCUUCUUCACAAGCACAGGUCAAUCCUUCUGCGAAGGCUCUGUAGUCUGAUGGGCACUGUGUUCUUGCUUCGCUGCUUUACCAUGUUUGUGACCUCCCUCUCCGUGCCAGGACAGCACCUGCAGUGUACUGGAAAGAUAUAUGGCAGUGUAUGGGAGAAAUUACACCGGGCCUUUGCCAUUUGGAGUGGCUUUGGUAUGACCCUGACUGGCGUUCACACUUGUGGAGAUUACAUGUUCAGUGGUCACACAGUUGUCUUAACAAUGCUGAAUUUCUUUGUCACCGAAUAUACACCAAGAAGCUGGAAUUUCUUGCACACUUUAUCCUGGGUUCUCAACCUCUUUGGAAUCUUCUUCAUCUUGGCUGCCCAUGAACAUUAUUCCAUUGAUGUGUUUAUUGCCUUUUAUAUCACAACAAGACUCUUUUUGUACUACCAUACUCUGGCCAAUACCAGAGCUUAUCAGCAGAGUAGGAGAGCAAGAAUUUGGUUUCCCAUGUUUUCUUUUUUUGAAUGCAAUGUUAAUGGCACAGUACCUAAUGAAUAUUGUUGGCCAUUUUCAAAACCAGCAAUAAUGAAAAGAUUAAUUGGAUGAAGACUUUAUCUUUGCAAUGAGUUUGUGGUUAAAUACUCGGUAGUUUGUUGAAAAUGA